Messenger RNA from Anas platyrhynchos (mallard), 2160 nucleotides. The record is from RefSeq and is a predicted model, not a curated record. NCBI's taxonomy places the organism in Eukaryota, Metazoa, Chordata, Aves, Anseriformes, Anatidae.
AUGAAUAACUGUGGUACUGGAGAGACCAUUUAUACACGUUUCUACUUUCUCAACAGCUGGAAGCCCACCUAUGCAAUUCUUAGCAAGCAUGAAGAAUAUUAAAAUGAACUCGAAGUUUUGCAAGAAGCUACAGAAAAUGAGAGGAAAAUGUAUCAGGAUUACAUAAUCCAGUAUAAAGAGAUUUUGGAGCAACACCGUGAGAAGUAUGCAGAAACCCCUCUUGCACAGGAGUGUUCCAAAAAAAAGAAAGAGAUUGAAGAAAUCCAAAACAGAAUUCUGAAGCAGUCUGAACAAUAUAAAUUGAAAGAAGACGCUUGCUCGGACAUUCUGGAGCCUGCUCCUUUCAAAUCCUUUAAUGACUGGGCUUUGCAUAUUGCUUCUUUGAGGCAAAAAACACAGGAAAUGUUAAAGCUUGCUGAAGUUGCUACACAAGAAUCAGUUGAACUAGAAAGAGAAGCAGAGGAAUUAGAAAUGAAAAUUAAUUAUUUUAAAAAGAGAUUUGAAGAGACUACAGAAGAUCAAAAUGAUUCAGAAAUGGUUGAAGGAAAAAAUCUGAAAAGUCUAGAGAAGCCAAAGAAUUUUAAGGAAAGGAUAUUUGAAGAGAGUGAGCAUCCUUCUUUGCUAAAUGAGAAACAUCAACUGUAUAAACCAUUACAUCUCCCGUGCAUUCCCCGGAAAUCAGUCCAGUCUGUACAGACUGUUAGAUUCUCUAUGAAGCGAAUGGACAAAGGGAGGGAAGAAAAAGAGAAACAUAUGGAACAUUCACUUGCUACUAGCAGUUCCUCCAGCCAUGCAGAAAAUCCGUCACAGAUGGUUAUGGACACUGCAUGGACUAAUAAUCUACAAAUUGCCCAAGUUCCAUCAACAGCAAGCUUGCAAAGCCAAAUGCAAUUCAGACAGGGAGUUCCUCCAAAGCAAGUGACUACUAAUCAACAGUUCGAGAGUGAAGAUACAGCAAUAGAAGACCAAGAGGCCAAAUGUGAUGAUAAAGAAGCAGAAGAUGAGCCUAAGGAUUCUUCGUAUAUACCUCAAAAAAUACAUACCUAUUUUAAGUCAAAUGAAAAUAAUCCAGACACAGCAGAAGAAAGUGCAGAACAUUUUCCAAGAACGCCUGAAACACCUGAGUUUGUUGGAACACCUGACUCAAAGGGGAAGAAAACCCAGUUCUCUAAAACACCUCCAUUUGACUUCAUUCACAAUUUCGGUUGUGAAGAAGGAACAUCAAAAUCUCCGGCUUUCUUUUCUCUCAUGAACUUCUCCCAGAAGUCACCUGGCUUUAAUUUGUUUGAUUCUUCUGUGUUUGGGGCAGAACAUUCAUCUGAUGAGACAGAUGAUAAUUAUCCUGUGGGACACUUGAAUCCCAUGUCCCCACAGAAAGAUUUUGGAAGCUUAUUUGGGAAAUCAGAAAGUGAGGAUGCAUUUGCCUUUCCCUUCCCCUCGGACUCGACUUCUCACGCAUUUGGAGAUGGAAAAGAUGACUUUAGUUUUCCAUUUGCAUUUGGACAGGAUCAGAGAUCAUCACAGUCUCCUUCUGUGCAAGGUUUUCAUUCUUCCUUACAAAAUACAAAGCCAUCUACAUUCUUUUGAAUACCUUUGCCUUCCUUUUAAAUUCUUUUCCUACUUAGCCUUGACAAAUGUUUUCAGUUUCUUAAGUUAAAGUACAAAGCAUUUCAUCUUCUCCUUUCAUUUCAUGUAAGAAUACAUUAUUGCAAUUGCUGCAAGAGCAUGUGUAUCUCCAGCAAGCACAUGCUUUGAGAUGCAGCUUUCAUUUUUCUUAUUUAUUUUCUAAACAUGUUGUUUUCAUAAAAUGUUAUGAUACACUGUCCCUAAAUUGGCACUUACAAGCAGCAGAAAUACCAUUUUAAAAUAGCAUGUUGAGUUAAUUCAAUAUCUGUGAGAGAGCAUCUAAAGAGUACUUCUAGAUGAGUACUUUCAGUCUCUGAUACAAAAUAAAAGAAAGUGUUAGUAAAAGUAACUUUAUUGUACUAGACAAAGCUGAAUUUGAAUUACAGUGUUUUUAAGUUGGUUAUCUGUUAUAAGAUGUUUGAAAUAAACAUUUUUGUUAAUUUCGUGCAAGGUUUUGUAGAUAUCUCUUAAUAUCUGAAGUGAAAUAAUGUUGUAAUAAUACUUGACAUUUAAACUUCUGUCUCACUUGAGAUG